AUCUUUGUCGGGUUCAGGAUUUUUGCGAGAUCCUCACGACCGACAUCACACUUCAAAUUUCCUUGGUUCAUGUUGACAAUCUCGCACUGAUGAUUACUCUUGUUCCUCUGGGAAAUACUUUCCUGCUCAGAGGAGCAACCCUGGUGUAAUCCGAGUGUGUCUUCAACAAAUCUAGUUAUCAAGUGGAUGGAUUGGGUAUAGAAAACUCCGCUGAACAACUGACUUUUAAAGCUUAGCCGGUGAUGGCUACGUCGGAGGUUGUUCCGCCAACGGGUCGGCCGCUGUUGGAGAUGGUGAACAUGUCCAAUAAACUCGUUUUGGAUAGCGUCUAUCUCAAUGGGCUUCAUGCACUACGGCGUUUUGAGCUUCGAAAUAUUUCUUCUUCGUACCUUACGGUGAAGCUGCGUUCGACGCUCGGUUCGCAGAUUGCAUUUCAACUGACCAACGAGAAUCUUCCCGACCGCGACCGACGGCCAGAGAGUCGCAGAUUAUCUCAGCCGGAUCCAUCGUCGACGUCUUUGUCCUCCUCUGUAGAAUCUGGCCUUUCGGAUCUGGAUCCGUUCUUCAACUAUCAAACGUCACCAGAGCCGGACACACCUAGUGAGGCAUCUGCGGACACACCCAUUCCAAUAACCACAAAUACGGUAGCCGCGGCGGCAAUUGGUGUAUUUGGGACUGAACAGAAUGCAUUACACGGGCAUCAAUUUAAUCAGUUAUUCAAUUAUGUCAAUCACAUCGAUGAACUCUGUAUUGCACCGGGAGAAGCAACAAAAGUAAUCUUGGCCUUUUUGCCGGAAGCGCCUGGCAGGGGACGGCGGUCGGGUGAUCGUGAUGAUGCAGGAGGAGACAAAUCUGCAAAGAUUGAAGGGCUCGCCGGUGAAGACGAGACAUAUGACUUCUUCGAGGUUAAUGGCUUGCUUUUCUUUUUCGCCUACCGAAUCGAUGGGAAGUUCCCAGAACAAAGAAAUGGAACUUUGGAUGUUACCGCAUCGGUUGCUCCGAUACUUCAAGAAUGGGACACAAAGGGUCCAAAGAUAGGUACUGACGGCGAUCGUAGCAGUGGGAUUGAAAGCUGGAAGGUGAAGGGCGGAAGUGCCCUUGGUCGAGAUGAAGAUGAGAUUUUGACACCAAACACUCAAUCACCGCCGGACUACCAGGUUACUGUGAAAUUUCGUUCAAGAGUUUGCCGCUCAGUGCUCUGGACUGACAUUGGAGAUACUGGCCUAAUGUUUGACGAUUGCGUUGUUGGAGGAACAUACUUUAAGGAUUUCACCGUUUGGAACAGAUCCGAAAUCGACUUGUAUUGGAUCCUAAACACAGUCGACUUGUCUAACCGACAAGAUAACACUUGGCUAAAGUUGUCUGAUUACGACACGGGGGAGCCACUAGAUGGAAAGCCGAUCCCUUCUUACUCUCCGCGCAGAAUUCGCAUCACAUUCCGUCCCCGAGAAGUGGGCGAAUUUAAUUAUGAUCUUCAAUUGGAGAACGCGAAUGAUUCUGGAAAUACUGUGCAAGCUACAAUUCAUGCAGUAGUGCGAUCCGCUCUGCGUGAAGAGUCUCUGGUCGUCAGCAGCGGCACGGUAUUAGAUUUUGGUGAUUGUUCUUCAGGUCAAUGGGCGAAGCAACGUCUUGUGCUGCGCAAUAUAUCAGAAAUUCCUUUAGAAAUUGGCUUCUCCGCUGAUACUGCAGGAGUCGUGUUCCAGCGGGAAGAAUCGGCGCAUGAGAAUGCGCACGAAGGACGACCGACGCUGACGGAAGUAGGCGAUCGCUUAAUAGAUAGGCUCCGUGAGCUUUCCUUCGUGUCAACAACCAACAGUGACAUCUCCCACCCACCCAGCGCUGUGAGUUCCAGACCAUCGUCGCCUUCCUUACUGAGUAGAGAAGAAAGUGAAACAGAAGACAUGGAGCAUUCAUCGGCUGAUCUCGCCGCCUUGAUUGCAGCGACAUCGAAGCUUACGGCUGAGCAGGACGAUGAUGCAGAGUCAGAAGAUUCGGAUUAUUUGGAACGAACGGUUGGCGAGGGGGUUGGUAGCAAUGGGGAGGAGUACCGACGAAUUGAAGAGAUGGCGCUUCGACCCGGGAGUGAGCGAAUAAUCGAAGUGUGUUUUCGACCAGAGAAAGACGCGCUGACCCCAGACUAUCGAGGUGGUCGACUCACCAAGCGAAAUUUCCGCAUUACGCUGGCUUACGCUCAUCCUGGGGCACUGGUGAAAGAAAAGAAGAUCAUUCAAUGCAAGGCCAGAGCAUGUACAUCAUUUAUCGAAGUCUCUCCAACCGUUGUCAACUUUGGAGACACAGAUGUAGGCACGUUGAAUUCCUUGCCAAUUCAGAUUACAAAUUGCUCCGAUUUGACCGCCCGCGUGGAACUACGCUUUGUGUCAAAAGUUCUCAACACAUUUCGAGACGAAAUCACUAUUCCACCGAAGCAGUCGAUAGAGGCAAAGAUUGAUAUAUAUCCACGAAAGGUUAACCCAGAUUACCGGAAACAAAUUACGGUGGUCAAUCUUCUCAAUAGAGAUAAUACCCAAAGCGUUGAGGUUCGAUCCACUAACAUCGACAAACACCGGGUUACUUUCCAUUCCCUCUUCUAUCGUGUACUGACACCAACAUCCACAAAUUUCAUUGAUUUUGGGGCAGUCGUACUCAAUUCACCCGUAGUAAGAACCUUCACCAUAGCCAAUAUCUCAAAGAAGCGCCUCGUGUUGGAAAUCGAAGCAUCUUUACCCGAAGACAUAAAAAUAUACACAAAGGGCCGGCCCAUAUCCCCAGCUCAUGAGCUCCCAUCCUCUAGUACUGUGGAGAGACGAGAGCGUCUACUGGAAUCGAUAAGUGAUCGGCGUAAACUGCCGCGGACAGAAGGCUCAAAUGGAGCAAUUUCUGCACCCGCGAAGGCGAUUCCCGCCGCACUUGCCAAGCUCCGGUCAUUUGGCGAUGUUUCGGAAGCCACUGGAACAACAGACUACCUGGACCUAGCGUCAUCCAUUGUCAGCAAGGACGGGCGUCGUUCCCCACGUCGGCGCACUCAUGUGCAACAUUUUCCCGUGAGCACUCUGAAACAUUUACGUACCCAAUUCCGCGAUCGUAAGCCGAACUCAGUUGAAGAGGACACGUCAGGGCGACCGAGUUCGAGUGGCGUGAAGAACAGUUCGGGUUUAGGAGACGAUGCAUCCAAUGAGUCUGCAAGAAUAGUCGGGGAGGAAGAGGAGGUCGAGCAAGACAUGACAAAGUCCAUUGAUUUAGCCUUGCGGAAUGUCGAACAAGCCGAAAAGCGUUCGACAACAAUGCUGAAUAAUGUGCUGGAAUCAUCCAAGAUUGCAAUUGACGUAUUACUGACAAUGCUGGAGAGUGCAACAGGUAAAUUUCCUCCCAUGUUCCCAAAACCCUCUGGAGAAGAGAAAUACGUCCGCGCGCGACUUCACCUCAACCGGGAGCUGGAGAAUGCAAUACAGGACGGACGGCUAGUUCCAGUCUCCCUAGUGGAAGUGCCUGCUGAGAGUGACAUGCCUAUAGUGCUGGUCUUUACUCCGGCUGCCGGAAAUAAGCCCUAUGUUCAGGGGGCGCCACGCAAGCAGGAUGCUCGAGUGUUUUUGAGGCUUGUGGAGUUCGAUAGGGAACUUCAACAACCCCAGUUUGAACAAUUGCUACAAGGCCAUCAAGAUCUCAUCCCCGUCAGAGAGUUGAUGUUGCGUUCAUCGCUUUGUCGCUCCUUCAUGGAUCUCAAUCAGAAAAACAUUAAUUUCGGGCCGCUCAACAAAAACGAACAUCGCACCAAAACUAUUGUUAUACGUAAUAAUUCGGAAGCACCUCUGCUAUAUGCGAUACGCAAGUCUGGGUCUAUUGCCUCCGGAGACCUGAUCCUUGGUGAAUCACGAAUGGGCGUGGUACGUGGUUACGGCAAGCGCGAGAUCGAAUUCAUGUUUGAUCCUUCCCUUGCGGGGCCUUUUCAUGAGCGUCUAACCAUUGAGAAUGUCCAAGAUCGUGAAAAUGAUCAGGUCAUUUCUGUGAAAGCCAACAUCCGCAAGCCCGCGCCUUUCUUUAUCGAAAAUCUGUCAAUUGACUUUGGUCCAUGCCUUAUCAACGAACUGUGUUCUACGGUCCAGCAUAUAGUAAUUUCAAACACCAGUUUCAAGAAAAUCCGCACAUUCGAGGUGCGAAUUGAUCCUCAGGAACUCCAAUUCGUAGGGUGUGUUGGGACAUUCUCUUUUGAUGUCGUUGAUAACGAGGACGAUUAUGUUGAAGACGUGAGCGCACCGGAUGGCGAACCUAGACGACGUCGGCGCCGACCUAUCAUGAUGCUCUCAAAGGAGAUGGAGGAGGAAAUCGAGCAUUUGGAGCAGAAACUGAAGAUAGCCAGGCGAAAGGGCCGAAAGGACAAGGUGAAAAAGCUGAUCGAGAAGUUGGACAAACUACGUGCUGGUAUUGUGGUCGACGAAUAUGCUGAAGAAGAGCCCACGAACGACCAGAAAAAGGAUUUGCAAAGCUCUCUGUUACCUGCUGCUGCAGAUGUAGAGAAUGGUGAGACAACGCCGAAUACCCAGAUAGACCAAGACUAUAACUCGGAACCAGUUGGAAAUGAGCGUGCGAGAAUUAAUUCUGUUGCUGAGAGUGUGGACAUUAGUCGCCGUCCGUCCCAGCUUGCUUUCAGUCCUGAAAGUCAGCCGACAGCCGAUCAGCAGCAGCCAGGUGCACUCACCCUCCCAGCGUCGUUGAAGGUCAAACGGACAGAGCACAGUAUUGUGUUCGCGAUUGAGCCGCGGACAAUCCGAGCAGUUGCUGUCUUCUUCCGUCCCAUUGAAAAGGCGUCGGAAUCGGCAGUGACGGUAUCAGGGUUUAGGGCCUCGACCGCAGAUGACUCGUUGGAAACGACACUGUCUAGCAGCGUGUCCUCCCUGGAAGGGAAGGGCGAAGACCCGGGGUUUUCUGGACGGUCGUCACCACCUCUGCCAAAUACUGCCGAGAGUACACAUGGACUCCGUGAAACCUGUUCUGGCGUGCUCUAUGUCCACGAGCAUAAGAAUACGGACCUCACCAAAGAGGUUUCUUUCAGUGCGCUUGUAUGCUACGAUCAUCGUUCGUAUCUGGAAGCACUUGCUGAGCAACAAGAGAGACAACCCACUGCCGUACGUGAUAUGUUGCAGCCAGGGGAAGCCGCAACCGUCUCCGCAUUCUUGGGAGAUCGUUCUGCAGAUGGUCGUUCUCCUUCUCCGCGCCUCUUUCCAGGCGUUCUUCAGUCUUCACCAAGUUCACCACCGAACUUUGUGGAAUCCAAUGUGCAAGGACUUCCAGCAAGCCCUCCAGCUGGGCCUCCCUCACCCACCCGCGAGCCAGGACCGGAGCCCAAUGUCUCUGCCGUUGAACCGGUGCCGACUCUGAUCGUAGAAGUUCCGCAGAUUGAACUCGGAAACAUCAAAAUUAUGGAACGCAAGGAUUGUUAUUUUACUAUGACAAAUCGAAGCCCAGCGGCACUUCCUUUCACAAUCAUUCCACCUGAAGGUCCCUCAAUUCUCAACUUCAACUACGUACAUGGCACUCUUUCCCAGAAAGAAACCCGCCGGGUAGAGCUCUGGAUCACACCAACAAUAGUUGGUCGCCAAUCGCAGACAUUUUCUAUUAUGAAUCAGAUCACAGGACAACCCGCAACUGUGACCUUCUUAUUUUAUGCUAUAGCACCGGUCUACUUGCGCUUCCCCUCCCUGCCAGAUCCGUUGGCGACAUCGGCAGAGCUGGAUUUAGGCUACUGCUAUCUCGACGGCCAAAAGAAAUAUGCGCGAAUAGUCCCGUAUGAAGUCGAGAAUGUGUCUGACGAGGAUCUGUACAUUAGCGCAGUGUCAAAUUUGGCACAACAAUGUUUCAUUUUUACCGACCCGAAUUCGGAAAUUCCGGCAACGGAAGUCCCGCUGGCGCCGCAGAAACGCUUAACCGUGUACAUAGCGCUGCAGCCGUAUUUGGGUGGGACCUCGGCAAGGCGAACGGGUCCCGGUGCAGCCAAGGGUCAGAGUGUCGCAUCCGUCACGGCUGGUGGGUCCGGUACCGCGACCGGAAACUCAUCGGGCGAUGACUAUCGGACACUCGUAGGAGGUAUCAAGUUCCUCGUUUUGAAGAAGGAACAGUUUUCACCUGCUUCUGUUGAUCGCGUAACCCAAAAUGAGGCCGGAGCUCCAGUAGACACACUGUAUCAUCUCACGACGUACACCGCCAAAUUUAGCGCGGUCAUUGGUCAGUCUCUUUUGAGUGUCUCUGAUGCUCUCAUCGACCUGGGCUGCACUUCCGAGAUAGGGGGAAUAUUCAGCGGAAGUUUCUACGUAUGCAACUUAUCUAGCAAGCUACCCUUAGAGUUUCGUCUCCAGUCUUCCAAUCCUCAGAUAGAACUUGCCGAUUACGUAGGCAGGUUGGAAGGUCGAACAGAGGGCGUCGCUGGUUCCGAGCAAAGUGCAAUGGGCAUCCCCAGUGGCGUUGAGGGCAAUCGAUCGUCACCUCGGGAACGCAUCACUUUCCAUUUGCGAUGCACUGGCUAUGGUUUCAUCCAGCAUUUUAUUAAUGCUAUCAAUUUGAAUAACUCUGCGCAGAAGGUCAAGGUAGAGGUACGCCUGUUCGCGGACAUGGGGAUGGUGAAAGUCGGUCCUUGCGCGCCUCUUAGGGCCUUGACAGGUACGAGAACUCUUACCAGCGACGUUUUACCUGCUGCGGCCGCUCAACCAUCCGCUCAACCAUCGGCUGUUCGAUGGGACGAUAUUUAUGUGGAUGUUCCUGUGAGUGACAUAACAAGAUCUCAAGGGACAUCAUCGGUCGCUCCGAAUGUCGUGGAAGAAAAGCAGGUCGUACUUCAAAGGCGAGAAGGAGCUGAUGCACUGCCGUUGUACGAGAAAUCUCUUGCAGUGGAGAACAUCUCCAACACAGUCCUCAUAAUCGCCGCCACAAGUGACCUCGAUUUGAAUAUCAGAUGGAGUGUACGCAGUGAAGCCCGUAUAACGAACGAGCGUGUAUCAAACGGUCUGCUCGAAAUUAGUGCAGAAAAUGCUCCUAUCAGUAUGGCUUGCCCAAAAGACGGUUGGAAGCCAUGCAGCCCCAAGAUUUCGAUCCAACCAGGAGAAAAGAUUACGGCAUAUGUGUCAAUCCCAAGCCCGUCUGCCUUGGCCGGAAAUGAUGAGGCAGUUGGCAAUCUUGUCAGCGGGAAGAAGUUCACACUGAGAGGAAUUCUGUGUUUUGAGGACGUCAGAAAGAAGCUGACUCUCGGGGUGGUCGAUCUACAAGCGUCAUAUUGUCUAUCACGCGGCGAGGUGGAACCCACUCUGGUGGAUCUCGGCAAAGUUGGGCAUUUCAAUAGCUGGAAUGACGCCAAGCUUAAGUUUACUCUCCGUAAUCUCGCGGAUAUCCCCUUGUUGUAUGAGCUGCAGCUUCCAGAUGCUCUUGACAUAGUGUCAGGAGAGGAAAAGAAUGCCGGAGCAACCAAGAGUAAAGUUGACGCAAACGGAACUCAAGUGAUAGAUGCUGUGCUGAAACCGCGCGUGUUGGAACCCAGAGCCAUUGGGCCCCACAUACUCAAUAUUGGAAUAGUGAACUUAUUCAAUCCGCGCAAUGUGAUGGGGAUUGCCGUCAGCUGCCAGUUAACCCUGUUCGAACUACGCUUUGAACGCCUGGUGUCGGGAGAGCUGGUGCUACCACCUUUAACUCAUCCACAUAUACCGACCGCUCUACCAUGUGACACAUGGUUUACCAUCGUGAACACGGCUGAUGAGGAGGUUAAGUUUGAUAUCGGGUUUACUCUCACCCUCGACGUUGCCGAAUUUGUUAGGUUGGAUGUAUUAUCGCGCUUUUCCAAUUCUCCUCUGGUAGGGUCGGUGACGUUAAAUCCACGAGGCUCCAUUGAAGUACGAGUGAGAGCAUAUGCAAGGGAAGACUCCAGGCUGCCCGCCAAUCAUCCCAAUGCGCGUUCGUUGACAAACCCAGAUGGCAUUACGUUUGGUAGUCUCUGUAUCACUUCGAGAAAUCAGGGAGACGUGGAGGGAAACCGAAUGAUGGAGAAUAUUCCGAUAAGAGGCAUAAUUCACGAAGGUCAAACAUUUACGAUUUCGCAAAAGCGGGUAGAAUUCCGCAGUAUCUUAGCAUCUGAUACCGAAGAAGACUCGGAAGACGAAGAUGGCGUGGAUGAAGACGGUGUCGUUCCCAUUCGACGGCAGUCGAGCGCUUUGAGUGCGUCCGAGAGUACAUCCGGCCACGACUACCCUUCACCGUUAAUGAUUCCGACUCAGCGUGCCAUCGUUGAGGUGACAAACCUGUCAGCAGCGUUCCCGCUGGAGUUCAAGGUGGUUUUUGAAUAUCCAAUGGAACUUCCGAACGCUGCGAAUUUACUCAGAGUUACUCCUUUGGAUGAGGAUAUGUGCGGAAGCGUUGGUCCUGGAGGACGGUUGCAACUGGUGUUCGAGCUCCUUGACCCGCAAAUAGGAGGCAUAUCUGACGACAUCAAGGUCCUUGUAUUGGAUAAGAACUCUCUCAGUCGAUCGCCGCAGGUGGUAUAUGUAUCGAUAGUGGAAGACAUAACGGGAAGGCUCGAAAGCAGGUAUCUUGGCAGUGAGACGGACCCGAAUGAUACUGUUCCAGAGCUCUUUAUCUCAGAACAGCGGACAGAUAAGACCACGGAAUCAAUCAUUGGGAAACUACCUGUUGAGGAACCUGUAUCUUCUGGCGAGGAAGGAGACGAGGACUUCCUGUGCUCUGAGGCGAUGUCAUCAUCAUCACUGAGUGGCUUUGAGCGUGGACAAACCUCUGUGUCAAGCCGGCCUUCGGUCAGCGACUCGCUCAAUAUCCCUGUUUUACGCCGAAAUCCAGGACAUAUCCAGCUACGCGGAUGCAAGCGAAUAUCGGAACGCGGAUCGGAAAUAGAGGGACUGUUCGAAUUAGAUCUCGGGCAACAAGACCUCGCUUCGAAUGUUGCCAUGAAAAAGCUGCUCCUUGAAAACCCGUCUUCUGACCGCAUUUCCUACCGCGUUCGAACCUUAAGCGAAGCAGACAAGUCUUGGAUCUCCUUUAGUCGAACAGAGGGCACCCUUGACGGCACCCGGUCUGUUGCUAGCGGUGGUGGAGGUCAGCGGGACGCUCAUACGAUCAGCGUCAAUUUCAUGACCAGUGCAAGGGGCGUCUACACCACGUACGUUUUCAUCGAAAACCUUGAUAAUCCAGCGGAUACCAAAAUCAUCAGAGUUUCAAUGGAAAUUGUUGCUCGUCAGAACAUCCGGCGGACGCCCGCGACGACAUCGACAGGCUCAGCUUAUACUGGAAACGUGACCGCUGGUGUUGCAAUUGAGCCUGCGUCAAAUCAUGUGUUUGACGUGUAUGUUCAUGGGGCAGAUGCGAAUGUAUCUUCCAUAGUUAUGGAUCAUCUUUACUUUGGAACUGAAUAUGCUGCACGAAGCAUGAUCAUCUGCAACCGCGAGUCUGUUCCCCUUGAAUUUACGGUGCACAGUAGCAUAUCUCAUGACGACGAUACGGAGCUCGUGUUUUCCUUGUCCAGGACAAGUGCAAAGCUGUUCAGAAACGUAACAGUGGAGCCAGAAAGUCAAGCGAGGGUGUACAUACGCCUGCGACCUUCAGCCAAUUCUACUUACAACAUCUGCCGGCAAUCUGUUCCAAGUUCGGGGCAGCCUGUUAUUCCAGGAAUUCAGCGUCAGGCAUCUCUGACGGCAGCGAACCAGCCCGUAGAAAAGAACGUUGAGAUCUAUAUCAACUGUCGACUAGUGAAAGACUAUCAGAAGAUUAUUAAUCUGCGUGCAAUCUGUCGGCAACCUCAAAUGCAGAUUUUGGAUCAAGAGAUUGUUUUUCGUGGCAUGUUCAGGCGCAAAGACGAGGGAGCAUCAGCCGUAGCCAAGGAGGAAGACGUUUGGGCUUUGCAGCUUCACCCUCUAAAAGCCACCAUUGAAGUGGGAAAUCUGUUAACCGAUCCUUUGGAUUGCUGGGUGAUGAAUGAUACCAUGUUUUUUGCGGUGGAGGAUGUCACUAUCAGUGACAGCGACACAGACUCAGUGCCAGAUUCAACACUGGUGCAGCCCUCAGCUGCCCAUUCGAUGGUCAGCUCACCUGUGCACUCCGGGCCACAUAAGCAUCGGCACAGUGUGACCGUAGGCAUCGCGCCGAAACGUUCGGCGGUUUUGCAGAUUACUCCCCGAAUGGAUGUAUUGCUAAAGCACACGGAUAGACUGAGAAGGGAAAAGUAUAUUGUGGAACACCUUACCAUAUACAACCGGAGACGCCCAAAGGAGAGGCGGUUUAUUGUGCUGAAGCUGAGCCUUGGAUAUCUGACAGAAUUUCAGUCGGCAUCGGGUUCGCGCUAUUCUUAUGGUGCACUAGAGCAUCAUAUUGUACGAUUACUGAAAGAGUUCGAUAGCUUCCCGGAUUUGAUUGGCGAAUCAGAGUCCGCUUUUCAGAUGACCCAUCCGGAGAUCGUAAUGGAUAAGACGUCAGAGGCGUUCUUUAGGUUUACAUAUAUUGUGGACCAGCUCGUGUACUAUGGAACGCGAGAGCACGCAGCAGAGAAUUAUGCUCAUCUUGCGCAGCUUCUAUUUAGCACGCUUUUUUCAAAGCCAAUAUUUAAAGAGCAUGCCCCGGCCUCAUUGAUCGUGUCCUCAAGCGGUGCCUGCAGGUGCUGGCCGCCCGCGCUAGCGAAAUGGAUAUCACUUUUUAUGUAUUUCAUGGAAUACUUUCCGUACCGAUGGCCUGCACUGGAGCCCCUACGAGAAUUGACUCGCGGUCUCCUAAGCGGUGGCGAGUCAACGCCGGUGGUGGAGGGCCCAUGAUAACACCUGUAUUUAACAUUUUAACAUUCAUGUACUGUUACGGAACUAUUUUGAGGGAUGCCUGUAUAGACUAGAAAGGCUUGAUGCUUUGACUGCAGCCCAAGCCAUGUAUAUAAUUCCUGGAUGAAAAGAUAUAUCCUUUCAGUUCCUUAAACCACUUGGAGUGCAUUAGGACUGAUUGAGACAGUUGGCUGACGUAAACACUCC
Molecule: messenger RNA, 10994 nt
Organism: Spizellomyces punctatus DAOM BR117
Lineage: Eukaryota; Fungi; Chytridiomycota; Chytridiomycetes; Spizellomycetales; Spizellomycetaceae
Exons: 9
Coding region: 243-10787 (3514 amino acids)
Source: RefSeq, a predicted model, not a curated record